AUGGCAGGGCCAUGGCUGCUCCUGCUGCUCCUGCUCAGGCUCCAGCUGACCCUCAGCAUCAUCCCAGUGGAAGAGGAGAACCCAGCCUUCUGGAACCAAAAGGCGGCUGAGGCCCUGGCAGCCGCUAAGAAGCUGGAGCCCAUUCAGACCUCGGCCAAGAACCUCAUCCUCUUCCUGGGAGACGGGAUGGGGGUGUCCACGGUGACAGCCACCAGGAUCCUGAAGGGCCAGAUGCAGGGCCAGCUGGGGCCAGAGACCCCUCUGGCUAUGGACCGGUUCCCGUACAUGGCCCUGUCCAAGACAUACAACGUGGACAGACAGGUGCCGGACAGUGCAGGCACAGCCACUGCCUACCUGUGCGGGGUCAAGACCAACUUCCGGAUCAUCGGUGUGAGCGCAGCUGCCCGCUACAACAACUGCACCACAGAGAAAGGCAAUGAAGUCCUCUCCGUGAUGUACCAGGCCAAGAAAGCAGGGAAGUCUGUUGGCAUAGUAACCACCACUACAGUCCAGCACGCCUCGCCAGCUGGCGCGUACGCACACACUGUGAACCGGAACUGGUACUCAGAUGCCAACAUGCCCACCUCAGCACUCCAAGAGGGCUGCCGGGACAUCGCCACGCAGCUCGUCUCCAACAUGGACAUUGAUGUAAUCCUUGGUGGGGGUCGCAGGUUCAUGUUCCCCAGAGGAACCCCAGACCCCGAGUACCCAGAUGAUGCCAGCCAGGCAGGAAUCAGGCUGGAUGAGAAGAACCUUGUGCAGGAGUGGCUGGCAAAGCACCAGGGGUCUCGGUAUGUGUGGAACCGCACAGAGCUCAUGCGGGCAUCUCAGGAUCCAUCGGUGACACACCUCAUGGGUCUCUUUGAGCCCCAACACUUGCAAUAUGAAACCUACCGAAACCACGAGCUGGACCCCUCCUUGGCAGAGAUGACGGAGGUGGCUGUACGCGUGCUGAGCCGGAACCCUCGUGGCUUCUUCCUCUUUGUGGAGGGGGGCCGCAUCGACCAUGGCCACCAUGAGACCAUAGCUAAUCGCGCACUGCAUGAGUCGGUCAUGUUCGACAAUGCCAUUGAGAAGGCCGGCCAGCUCACCAGCGAGCGGGACACCCUGACCCUCGUCACCGCUGACCACUCCCACGUCUUCACCUUUGGGGGUUACACCCUACGGGACACCUCCAUCUUCGGGCUGGCAUCUGGGAUGGCCAAGGAUGGCAAGCCUUACACCUCCCUGGCAUAUGGAAAUGGCCCAAAUUUCCAGAUUCCCCGGCCCUAUGUCACCAUCAAGGAGACCAGUGACCCCACUUACCGGCAGCCGGCAGCCGUACCCCUGUCAUCCGAGACGCACGGCGGCGAGGACGUGGCAGUGUUCGCACGAGGCCCACAGGCGCACCUCAUGCACGGCGUGCAGGAGCAGAGCUACGUGGCGCACCUCAUGGCCUUCGCGGGCUGCCUGGAGCCCUACACCGCCUGCGGCCUGCGGCAGCCCAGCCUGAGCAGCAACCCCAGCAGCAACCAUGGAGGCAACUGCAGCAGUGCUGCCGCCCACCUCUCGCUGUCCCUGGUAGCCUGGACGCUGGUGCUGCUGCUGGGGGCCACCAUGCUCUGAAUGCCAGCAUUUCCAUCCCAAGGUCCCGCUAGGGGUUCCCAGCACAGGACGGCUCAGGCCAGCCGGCAUGCACCCCAUCUGCAACCCCAGGGUCCUUCCAAGCUCUCUUCCCUCUGCCUCACCUCCAGGGGCUGGGACUGGGCCCUGAUGUAGGAGCACAGAUUCCCUGCCCUCUGGCUAACCCUCCUCCUGGGGCAGACAGCAGCAAUAAAGAGAUUAUGUCCAGGGAGGUAGUUCAGCGGACGUAAGUGCCUGCCUGGCAGGCGCAAGAUCCUGAGUUCAAUCCCUGAUACCAAAAGUAAAGAGAACUGUAAGAAUGAUGGUGACAGGCCUGGUUCUUGUAGAGGAAUCCCAGACCAGAGAGCGUGGGGGCCUGGCCCUGCAUAGGGUGGGGAAUUUGAGACCUUGCACAAAGGCGUGGAGCCACAUGGUCUAAGUGGGAGACUCUGCAGCCCUUAGCUGUGCUGCAAGGUGGGGAGGGUGCUAGAGAGGAGCACCCACAGCCCUGAGUGGGGUUCUACUGAGCCAGGUGGGGGCUCAGGGCAGGGGCAGGGCGAGGCCCCUGCUCCAGGCUGGGGCGCCCACACACAGGCUCAGUGCCAU
This is a messenger RNA of Octodon degus (degu), 2208 nucleotides long. Its product is annotated as intestinal-type alkaline phosphatase-like. Gene Ontology annotation, biological process: dephosphorylation. NCBI's taxonomy places the organism in Eukaryota, Metazoa, Chordata, Mammalia, Rodentia, Octodontidae. Gene Ontology annotation, molecular function: alkaline phosphatase activity. The record is from RefSeq and is a predicted model, not a curated record. The coding region runs from base 1 to 1605 and encodes 534 amino acids. Gene Ontology annotation, cellular component: plasma membrane. The transcript has 12 exons.